Diceros bicornis minor is the source of this 7137-nucleotide messenger RNA. It is a transcript of the gene ARL5A, whose product is annotated as ADP ribosylation factor like GTPase 5A. The record is from RefSeq and is a predicted model, not a curated record. The transcript has 6 exons. Gene Ontology annotation, cellular component: cytoplasm; trans-Golgi network. Gene Ontology annotation, biological process: vesicle-mediated transport; intracellular protein transport; protein localization to Golgi membrane. NCBI's taxonomy places the organism in Eukaryota, Metazoa, Chordata, Mammalia, Perissodactyla, Rhinocerotidae. Gene Ontology annotation, molecular function: GTP binding; GTPase activity. The coding region runs from base 253 to 792 and encodes 179 amino acids.
GCUCGCCGCAGACAACGCGGCGGCGAUGUCCGCGAGCCAGGCGAGAGCCGCGGCGGCAGCGGCGGGGCCUCGCGCGCGGCAGGGCGGCCUGGGCUUCGGCCUCCCUCCGGCUCCUAGGAAGCGGGCCGGCGGCCAGCGCGGGAGCAGCAGCGGCAGAGGCGGAGGCUCCUGCGCGUCUCUCUCCUCCCCUUCAGCCUGAGCCCGGGGCGGCCAGGCGGCCCGGGCGGCUGGAGGGGGGUCCGCUGCCCGAGAAUGGGAAUUCUCUUCACCAGGAUUUGGAGACUGUUCAAUCACCAGGAGCACAAAGUUAUCAUUGUUGGGCUGGAUAAUGCAGGGAAAACUACCAUCCUUUAUCAAUUUUCUAUGAAUGAAGUCGUACAUACAUCCCCUACAAUAGGAAGUAAUGUAGAAGAGAUAGUGAUUAAUAAUACACGUUUCCUAAUGUGGGAUAUUGGUGGCCAAGAAUCUCUUCGUUCUUCCUGGAACACUUACUAUACUAACACAGAGUUUGUAAUAGUUGUUGUGGACAGUACAGACAGAGAAAGAAUUUCUGUAACUAGAGAAGAACUCUAUAAAAUGUUAGCCCAUGAGGACCUAAGAAAAGCUGGAUUGCUGAUUUUUGCUAAUAAACAAGAUGUUAAAGAAUGCAUGACUGUAGCAGAAAUCUCCCAGUUUUUGAAACUAACGUCUAUUAAAGAUCACCAGUGGCAUAUCCAGGCGUGCUGUGCUCUUACUGGCGAGGGAUUAUGCCAAGGACUUGAAUGGAUGAUGUCACGACUUAAGAUUAGAUGAUCUCUACUGACCUCUUCUCAUAGAUUUUGUAUAAACGAAUUGCUGGACUUGACCUGAAAGCUGCAAAAAUUAAUGGUUUAGAUAUAUUUAUAAUAAACUGAUUUAAACUUUUUCUAUUAGAAGAAAAAUUAAGACCACUUAUUUGGAAACAAAGAUGAAGUCUCACCUUCCAAUCUGCUUUCUCAUUAGUUCCUUCCAAAGCAAGGUCUUAAAGCUGUGAUUGACUUUAUUCUCAUAAUGAAUCCUCUCAGGACAUUGUGUAGCUUGUGGUAAGUACAAAGGGAGAGGAAGACAUUUUUAACUUUAAGAGCUUUAUUAUCAGUAUAACCCUCCCUGUUGAAUGUUGUUCUCUUCAUGUUCCAUUGUCAAAAUACAAAUCGCAGAUAUUCAGUUUCCAAUAUUUUAAAAUGUAAUGUUACUUAUUGAAAGUAUUUUGCGUAAGGUUGUGUAUGUAUUGUGUAUAUACCUCAAGUUCAAGUUAAUGGCUUUGAUUUACGUUCUACAGAAAAGCGAGUAACACAAAAGUUAGUAAUAUCCUUAGUUGUAACCAUAAUGAGGUGAGUACUGGCAUUGGUGUUAAGUGCUAUUUUGUACUUUUCCUCUACGUUCUCUGUAUUGUGCUAACCAACACUAACCAAUCCUAGAAAUCAUUGAGCUGCUCUUUAAAAAAAAAAAAAAGGAAAAAGCUUGAUGUUGUGUACCUAUUUUUUUGUUGAUCAAAUCACAUACAUGGAGACACAUAAGCCAACUGAAUGGAAUAUCUUUCACAUUCUUGGCUUAGUAUUACUAAGGGGCAGAGUUGCACACUGAGCAAUUAUCAGAUUGUUCCCUUUAUUGGAGCUUAUGCCAUCUAAAUUGCUGAGUAAAUUGUUAAUCCAUUAAUCAGUCAGUCAUUAAUUGUGAUUAAAAUUAUCAAGUGAUUUUUUUUUUGUCAGCAUUAAUUGAAAACUUUUGUGUGAAAUAUGUCUCUCCAGAGAAGUAUCACCUUAUAAAUAUUAUCAAAUAAUUUAGCUCAAGUCUUCUUAGGUAUUAAAUUAUGUGUCAAGCAUUUAAGGUGACUUUGAGAUGAAAAGUAAAGUAUAUUUUCUAAGCAACAAAGAUAAUUUCUUAAUUUGAAAAUUUCUUAUUUCUUAGCAGUUGAAAUAGUUUGAGAUUUUUUUUGUUUCUGUAAGUUUUCUCUUACACCACGUGAAUGCAUUGGUUGACAAUUAUACAAAUUCUUUUUAAUGCUUUUAAGAAUUUUGUUUAAAAAAUGAUUGACAUGAUGUAUUGUUUUUACUAAGAAGUAACUUGGCCUGAAAGACCUUUUAUAUUUGCUUAGCGUAUUUUUUUUUUUCAAUAUCUGAAAGUGGAAGGUAUUUCUGUUGUAACUAUAAACUUAUCCUAAGUGUGCUAAAACAUUCUUGGGUACUCUCUGUAUCUUUCAUGCCCUGAAUAUCUGAAAAGUAAUCCAAACUAGCAUGUUUUGGAAUAUUCAAGGAAAAAAAUAACUCCUUUAAAUACUAGCCUUUUAGAUUUCAUGAAGAUUUUGAUGAGAAAUAAUAGUACAUACUAUAAGCAUUGACAAAACUUUGGAGAUUUCUUUCUAUAAAAUAGUCAAUAUCUAAACCCAAGCCAGGCAUGGGAGAUCAGUGUUUAACGUUGGAUGUUUUGUGUUUUAUAUUUAUAUUAUAAUGUUCAAAAUGCAAGCAUAGCAUUUUAAUAUUUGUCAGCUUGCUUUUACAAAAGUAAAUCCUAAAUUACUAAGCUUUAUUUGUUCAUAUGUUCUCAUACUUUUUCAAAUCACUAUAAGGAAUUACUUGUUGUAUCUUAAAAACUCCCUUAAAACCCCAAAUCCAUUUUGUAGGUGUUGCAGUUUCAUCAGGGACAAAUAUUCUAUAAAGUAGCCCAGCAAAUCCACUCCUUUUAUCCUUUUUAUCUUUUAAUUUAAGUAAUCAUGGUUUAGUCCCUUGGAUUACUGCCACAUUGGUUCAACAGUAUACCAGCACAUUCCCUUGUCAUCAAGGUGUUGGCUAAAAUUUACUCUUAAUUGGAUGUUUAAAGCAUGCACUACAUUGUUACAGUUGGUUUAGUGUAGUAGAUUAUUGACAUGGCAUCGUGAGAAUGCAUGAAAUCUUAUACCACAUUUAUAAGACGUGAUUUUUUUUUUUUUGUUAUAUUCUACCUUUCUUGGCUAAGCAUUAGAAAUAAGGUGGUACUUAUAUACUUGUGCAUAAAACCAAAAUUACAACAGGGAAAAAAAUUUAAAUUCAUGUAUGAAAAUACGUCAAAAUCACAUUAGCAGUAUUACUUCCAAAUAAGAUGGAGAGACUCAUGAAUAGUCAUAUUGGCAAUUUAUAUGUAGUUUAAGUGGAAUUAAGCAAAAGGCAAUGCUUUUGGUUUUUUAAUAUGCUACUUUUGGGUGUAAACAAUCAUCUUAUUCAGGGUCGUUGUGCUCAGCUUUGAAAAGAACAAAACUUCAUACUUCUGUACAUGUGGCUGGAUAUAAAUAUCCUGUGUUUGAUACUAAUUUUGAAAGUCAUAACUUCUCUUGAUAUCUUGGUAAAAGUAACCAUAUGCUAUAUGGAUUUAAAUAUGUUUAAUUUUGUCAUGAUAGCAUUUAUAAAGUAUAUCUCACACAUUAUAUUGAGGAUUUUUGUUUGAAAUUUUCAGUUCUCUCUAUUAUCUUUGGCUCUCACAAUGGGCAAGGAAUACAAUGAAGGCAGGUAGUUUGAGGGGCAGGGGGAAGUGGGUAGGGAAUAUGACAUUUUGCCUUAAGAAUAAAGAAGUGCUUUAGCACUGCUGGCUGGCAUUUUUAAUGCAGGUAGUUAAAGUGAUUUUAGAAGUGCGGCAUGAAAUAGAAGAGUCCCUGGUUUCUGACCUUUAAGAAGUGCCUAGUAGGUAGUUACAGUGAGAUUACAGAGAAAUGCAACGAGCUUGAGGAAAGGCAGGAAGUCCCUGAGAUGUUCUUUUUUUUUGUCUGAGUGUGUAGUAUUAAGAUGCCUAGAAAUGGGAUUCUAUUGUCCUCUCUCUUAUAGGCACUUUACAUUUCUUGCUGUGACUACAGCAACCACAUACAGUACAGACAACCUCAAAAUCUGUUUAUAUUAGUGUAAAUAGAAAAGCUGUAGACAACUUUCUAGUUUUCUCUGCAGGCAUUUUGGGGAAUAUAUCUGUAGUGUGUUCUACUUUGUACGUAGGGAAUAGCAGCGCAUGUGCCCCAGAUUAUCUGUAGACUUGGAGGUCAUCUUCUCUCAGUUGUGUCCUGGCAUCAACCCCUCUUUCAAGGCUGGAUAGAGACAAAAUUUCUUUGGAUGACUUAAUUUUGACCCCUCCUACUGUUCAAAUUUAAUCUGGAACUUCUUGCUUCAGAAUCAGCUUGGCCAUAGCUCAGCCAUCCUUCGCUGUCCUGUAUCUUCUUCACCAUCAAUGAAGAUGUGUUAUCUCGGUCCUGGAGGUAUUCUAAACUUCGCCUAUAUACAUUGUUCCACAAACCACUAGUUUCUUAGUAGGUUCUCUAGUUCUCUACUAUUCCCCUACCACUGGCUUGAUUCAUUGAUUUGUGCUUUGCUUAUUAGUGUGUUGUCAGAGUUGGUGAAUACAUCAAAAGACUGGCUUGCUGUAUAUAUAGCAUAUAAGUGCCAGUAGUAGACUCAUUUAAAUUAUACUGUAUUUAACAUUUUAAUGCUUCUUAAUUUUAGCUUCAUGUGCUGAAAGGUAGAUUUAGAAAGAUAAGAGACUGCCUAGACUCUGCCAGCUCCUCAAGCUACUAGUUAGGUGUGGAAGGGAUUAAGUUAUAUGUGUAUUAUCUUCCACUGCCAAAAAUGGGUUAUGUUUUAGAAAAUACCAGUACAAACAAUUUGAGUUGGAAAAAGAUGACAAACUAAAUUUAUAUGUAGUGUUUAACCUGAAGACGUCCUUACAUCCUUAAAACCAUAGCCCACAUUCUGUUUUUUUCCUCAUGUUUACUUAUAGGACAAAGAUAAAUAUUAGAUGUCUAAAGGAAUUAGUAAUGAGAAGCCUGUCUUUACAAAAUAAACCUGAUGAAAUGGGCUUUAAAAGACAUCAAAAUCAUCAGCCACGGUGUGUUGACUCUGUGUAGAUGCAGACAUAAUAUGGAAAAUACUUUAAAGUUCCACUUAUACAAAAAUAAAACUUCAAUAUCGUGCUCCCUAGAAUGUCUGACAAUUUUAAGACCAUAAUGGUGGAAUAAAAGAAGGAAAGAAUUUAAAAACUUUGGAUGCUGUAAAGUGACUGCUUCUAUUAAACCCUAAAGUUGUGUGUGGAAUUGUGAAGAAAUUGUAACAGGAUACAGUUGGGUUAAUUAUGCAAUAUUUCUUAUCGAGUAUCUAGUCCUUGUGUAUUGUUCUAAAAACUGAGGUUUAAAUCUUUAUGGUCUUGCCUGCUAGAUAUGCUGUUCCUUGGUGGAAAAUUCCCAUAGUCUGUACUCAAGAAGUGCCUAAAAUUGAUUUGUGUUGAUUUUGAAGUCCAUCUAAUAAAUUAUAUGUAUUUUCUAUGGUAUUAUAUGUGCUUGGCUUACUGAUGACACAGCCCUGAGGGUCUCUAAGUCAUGAUUUGUGCUUUGAGUAAAAAGCCUUGGAAUUGAAAAUACCCAUCAUAACCCUCAACAAACUGUAGUUUAAAGAAGCAGGAACCAAACCAUUUUUUUCUCUUUCCUGAUGCAGAUAUUCCAUGACCCUGGCGUUAGUUAAUGCAGAGACUAGAAUACUGAACUCUAUUUCUGUCUUUUAAAAUAGUUUUAACACACAGAAAAUAAUAUUGUGUUUUAAAACCUUAGUAAAAGGUUACUGUUUGUAUGAGACUAGCCUCUUAAUUCUCCCCAUACUUAGUGGUUUGUAAUUUUGAGUCAUAGCAUUUAGGUCUUGAGCCAUUUCGUUUGUGCACAUGCCAAAAUCCUUCCUCUUUAUUCAGAUUCUACUUAUAAACCAAAAUAUUUGAUGGAACUCUAUUAUGUUUCUCAUAUAUUGUUUUUUUUUUUUUUUCCUGACCAUAGAGUGAGUGUAAAUUGUGGGGGCAAAGACUUGACUAUGUUUUCAGUGAUUUACAAUUACAUUAUGGUCAUAUUUAAAUCAUCUAGCAUGGAAAGUGAAAUGUGUAUGUGAUUUUAAAUUAUUGUAACGUAUACUGUUUUCUUCCCCAAAACUUCUUACAUUGGUAUACAGAAUUCCUCUAAUUAUUUUUGCUUGAAACUAGUCCUUUGAAUUGGAGUAGCAUUUUCUUACAUUUUGUCCCUCUGUGGUUCCUUGAGAGGAGGUGAUACCUGCAGAGCACUUUUAAAGAUAUUUUCUGGGUUAAUGUUCAAGAUAACACUUUGAGGAGGAAGCUAUAGUUAUGUCUAAUGAGGGUUCUUUUGGUUGCUAGAGAUGAGAAAAAUGUAUACAAAUUUUAAUUUGUGCUUAAAAUACAUUUUACUAAUAGUAUUGAUUUUAAAUAUGACGAAUUCUUCUCGUAGAUAUUAACCUUUUUUGCUUAUUGUAUUUUCCUAGAAAAGCCUAGAUGAAAAUGUGUUCCAAUUAGUCUCUUUGUAUAACUCCCCCUCCCAAAUUGAGCUCUGUGUAUAUUGACAUAAUUGAAGCUGCAUUUAAUAUAACAAAGAAGUUAGAAACCCUUUUGAAAAGUUUUAGGUUUUUCUAUAGGAAUUUCUAAUAUGAUAAAAAGUUUUGACUCAAGCUUUGUAUACAAGAAGAGGUGGAAAAUUUGUCUUAUCUCUUUAUGAUUUUAUGAACUUGUGUUUCUCUGUAUCCUAGGAAAAUGUCGCGCUCAAGGAAUUUUCCAAAAAGUGAGGAUCUUAGAGCACUUGAGUACUUCUGUAUUUCCUCAGUGCUGGUGUCUUAGAUCUCUAGGGAAGUGAAGCUCCAGGGGCUUCUUGACAAGAUAACGUCCUGGAUGGCUGGGGGAUAUUUGUGCCGAGGUUGGGAGGGAGUGGCAGACUGAAGGAGAGACCUCUCCACCUGUGAAGCAGUGCAGUCAGCUGCUUUGCAGGUGUGUUACUUCAUUAUACUUGUGACAGUGUUCCUGUGUCCAUAACAGACUGAAGUGUCAAGCUCCAGAAAUGUAAGGCAUUGGUCAGUAGUAGGACCUUGUUUAUAAUGAAAUAAAGUAGUAAUGUUGGGAUAUGUUUGGGGAAAAUGACAAAUAAAAUCUACUGGUGAAUUUCCAUGUUUAAUAUGUACCUUAACUUUUUUUUUUUUUUAAGUUGCAUGUUAACCUGGGAUAAAGUAUUGUCUCUGCUUUAUGCUUUGAGUAAAAAGGAACAAAAAAAAGAUGAGUUAAAUUGUUACUCUAUUAUGUACUAUUACAUAUACCUUUUCUUUUAGAAAGGGUUAAUUAUAAUUACAAUUCACA